AUGAAAUUAUCAACUAUAUAUUUAUUAUUAGUAUUUUGUUGUUCAGUAACUUUCAUUUAUUCACUAGAUGAUAGUUCAAGUGAUGCUUUCCCAUUUUGGCCAACACAAUGGGUAACUGAUUGGACAAUUAUUUAUACAAGUUCAGAUCAAGAACCACCAUUCAGUAACAAUAAUAUUCCACCACCAUUCAAAGGUGGCAGUGGUAGAACAUAUUAUGACUGGUCGAAUCAAGCGAUGCACGAAGUGUACAAUGAUUUCUGUGUGCCAAUCUUUUCGAAUGGUUCCGAUUGGACUUGUGAUUUCAUCAAUGUCAAGGGUGUCUCUUAUUUAGUGACACACGACGAUCGUCCUGCUGACGUACCACCAUGUUGUAUCUUUGGUGAUCCAUGGUACCCACCAGCACCAAAUUUCAUUCAAACCUGUGGAGCCGUCCAAAAUGUAACUUCCUCGUUGAACGGACAACAAGUUGAUUACUGGACUAUCUAUCUACCGGAUUCCGGAUCGUUUGGAUAUGGAUUCUACGCCAAUGGUACAUCCAAUGGUUGGACACCCGCUUCAUUCUACUUCGCAGCAGCACCAUCUGGAUGGACAAUUCAAAACUUUGAAAACUUCCAACCAACCACCCCACCUGCCAAUGCUUUCCAAGUACCAGAUAGUUGUAUUAAUGCUUCACCUUGUCCUCCACAAGGAUAA
Messenger RNA from Heterostelium album PN500, 693 nucleotides. RefSeq lists its product as uncharacterized. The record is from RefSeq and is a predicted model, not a curated record. Bases 1 to 693 code for a protein of 230 amino acids. The transcript is spliced from 3 exons. Lineage: Eukaryota; Evosea; Eumycetozoa; Acytosteliales; Acytosteliaceae.